This is a messenger RNA of Carya illinoinensis, 1031 nucleotides long. RefSeq lists its product as uncharacterized. Bases 3 to 806 code for a protein of 267 amino acids. The transcript is spliced from 2 exons. The record is from RefSeq and is a predicted model, not a curated record. Lineage: Eukaryota; Viridiplantae; Streptophyta; Magnoliopsida; Fagales; Juglandaceae.
ACAUGCACCCACCAAAGAUUGUUGUAAUUGAGCCUCAUCAACCAAUUAGAAGUACAGAGAUCGAACCCGAUAUUAUUUGGUUGCCGAGAAAAAAACUGAAAAAACUAUACUCCAUGGGAAACAGUUUGGGAGCAAAGAAGACCACAAAGGUCAUGAAAAUUAACGGGGAGACAUUGAAGUUGAAGACUCCCGUGCAAGCUGGGGAGGUGGUGAAGGACUACCCAGGACAUGUUCUGUUGGAUUCCGAGGCUGUUAAGCAUUUCGGAACUCGAGCAAAACGUUUGGAACCAAACCAGCUGCUGGAGCCAAGGAGGCUCUACUUCCUAGUAGAGUUGCCACAGGCUCCAAACGAGACCAAAGCUACAAGAAGAGUCCGGUCGGGGAUAAACACGAGUGCCAAGGACAGGCUCGAGAGCCUAAUGCUAUCUCGCAGGUCCGUUUCUGACCUUUCGAUCAUGAAAUCGACAAGCAUUAUGCUCGAGGAGUCCAAGGAAGGAUCGCAGGAGAAUAAUGGUGGUUUGAGGGUGAGACUGAGGAUUCCCAAGGCAGAAGUGGAGAAGUUGAUGAAGGAAAGCAAAGACGAGGUGGAGGCAGCCGAGAAGAUUAUGGAUCUUUGCAGCAGGGUGAGCGCCGGCACGGCCUGCAGUAAGGAACACAAAGAGGAGAACAUGGCGGCCCCCCUGGACCAACAACAAGUGCAUUGGGAAGAUGGGCAUGGAAGGGUUAAAAAUGGCAUCAAGGGACGUGAGAAGCGGGUGAGUUUCAUGCCAAUUGAAGGAGAAAUUCAAAUACCUGUGGCUUCUUAGCGCGCAGUUUAUCACAACAAGUACAUGAACGGCCAGCUCCAGACUCAAGUUUCUAAUAUUUCUCCAAUUAGAGGAGAUACCGAAUACCUGACCACAAAAUACUUUGUGUAUGGCGUGGUAGUUACGUACAUGGAACAACCUAUUUCUUCUUCUUCUUCUUUUUCUUUUGAAAACUGUUUAAAACAUGUUGAUGGAUGGAUUCUGAAAUAAAAGAGCUUGCAGUGA